UACAGUUUACUAUUUUUGUUGUGUGAAAAUGAAGUACGGUGUUCUUGUUUUUGUUGGAUUGCUCUUUAUAGUUGGCAUUGCUAGGUGUCAAUUAUUAGGAAUGCAGCAGCAACAAAGGGAGAUGAACCGAAUGAACCAAAUGGGAGGAGGAUUGGGUUUGAAUCUUGGCUUGGGCUUAAACAAUGGCAUGUAUUCGAGGUCUUCGCAAAUGACUAGAGAAAGGGCAACUAUGUUACAAAGAAAGAAACGGGCCAUCGACAUGUUGAAACCUAAAAAUUGUUUUUUAGUUAUACAAGUACAAGGCACGACUGCAGCUCCAACUUCUGCAGCAAGUAUCGAUCCUAGAGGAGAUAAUGCUACUACAGCCGCUCCAGCAUGAUUGUUUAAAAUUUUGUAGCCAUUUGUAGAUAUUUUGUAGAAUAUAUUUAUUGUCAUCGAAAUAAAACUAUUUUUGUUAGACA
Messenger RNA from Diabrotica virgifera virgifera (western corn rootworm), 461 nucleotides. RefSeq lists its product as uncharacterized. The transcript is spliced from 3 exons. The record is from RefSeq and is a predicted model, not a curated record. Bases 29 to 379 code for a protein of 116 amino acids. Lineage: Eukaryota; Metazoa; Arthropoda; Insecta; Coleoptera; Chrysomelidae.